AUGGUAAGUUAUUUAGUAGUUUAUUUUCUUUGUUAAAAUUGCUUUUUAUAGUUAUUGUCGGGUGCAGAGCAGUUUUAUGGAUAAUGUGUUUGAUAAAAGCUUUUUUUGAAUUUGAAAACAUUUAGAAAAUGUUGUAAUUCAUGAAUAUUUUCAGGCUGCCAUUGCUUCGAUUGUAGAAACCAAUCACCGAGAUGUAGUUGUAAGUUGUUUUUUAUUUGUUUUUUGGGUUUUAGGUAACAAAAAUGAUGUUACUCUUAAUGUCUAUAUUUAAUGUGUUUAGCACGACGCAGAGAUGAAUUUUUGUGGAAGUAGGCUGGCGACAUGUGCGAGCGAUCACAUAAUCAAAGUUUUCGAAGUAAAACCGACCGGGCAGACACAUACGAUGGCCGAAUUGAGUGGACAUGAAGGUCCAGUAUGGCAAGUCAGUUGGUCGUACCCAUUUUCGGACAAAGGAGAAUAUCUGGCUUCUUGCUCGCAUGACAGGUAGGACUUAUAGGCUUGUUAUACCUUAUUCUUUACUUAAUUUGAAGUUCCAACAACAUUUUAUUUUAGGAAAGUGUUCAUCUGGAAAGAAGUAGCUAAUAAAUGGACUCGAAUCUACGAAUAUACUCAACACGAAGCCAGUAUCAAUUCCGUAGCAUGGGCUCCACAUAAUUACGGUCUAAUCUUUGCUUGUGGUUCUACAGAUUGUACGAUUUCGAUUGUCACGAAUUACGACGACAUUUGGAAGCCUGCUAAAAUCUUCAAUGCUCAUGAACAAGGUGUAAAUGCGGUUUCAUGGGCUCCAGCCAAAGGAAGUCGAACUGUUAUCAAUGUUAAUGAGAUUAUCAUGCCGAAAAGAGUUGUGUCUGGAGGGAACGACAAAAUGGUCAAGGUUUGGAGGUGAGUUUUGGGGUUUUUAGUUCAAAAAUUUGGGAUUUUAUGUUGUAGUAGAGGUAAGUCAACUAAAAGCAUUAGAUCUGAAGUAAAAGCAUUGUUUUAUUGAAGGUAGUAAUAUUUUGAAUAGAAUGACUAGUUUGUAAAUUAUUUUCAUGUGUGUCAAGUGGCAUUUUAGUUAGAGUUUUCUGUUUUUUAGAAAAAUUUCAUUAAUUUUUGGUGUUACAUAAUAAAAUAUGAAAAAAUAUUUUCAGAGAAGUGUCAGAGGACAAGUGGGAGCUUGAUACGGAACUGGCCGGUCACACUGAUUGGGUACGAGACGUGGCGUGGGCUCCAGUGGAAUCACAUAAUCAUUUUACUAUUGCAUCAUGUGGAUCUGUAAGCUAUUUAUUCUAGUUUUGUAUUGUCUUGUACUUCAUAAGAUUCGAUAUAUUUUAAGUACUGGUUUUUACAAAAAUUAACAAAAAAACUCUAAUUUUUCAUUUUCAGGACGGAAUGGUCAUUAUCUGGCGAACUGACAACAUAGGAGCCAAAACAUGGAAACGAACGGUCCUAUGCAACGUAGAAGCGCCAGUUUAUAAUGUCAGUUGGAAUUCGAACGGUACAGUAUUGGCUGUCGCCUUCUCCGACAAUCGUGUCGCAUUAUACCAAGAACGGACACAAAACAACUGGGUAGCCAUCACUGAAACCGGCAUGGAAAACUAA
This is a messenger RNA of Bursaphelenchus okinawaensis, 1581 nucleotides long. The record is from the annotation of a GenBank genome assembly. Lineage: Eukaryota; Metazoa; Nematoda; Chromadorea; Rhabditida; Aphelenchoididae.